AUGUCAUCAAACCCGAGCGCCCGCCUGAACGGCAUCUUCCAGGACGCCUCGGUCUCCGGUGGCGGCAAUGAUGCAUUACGCUACACAGCGCCUCGAGAACCGUCGCACAACCAGCAACAACAACAGCCGACACCGGCCCCCGCGGCCACGUCUUCGACAGCCUCGGCCGUCGUGUAUUCCACCAUGGUCUCGCUGUAUCAAUACGAUUCCACUGCCCGCAAAUACGUACAACUUGGCGGCAGCUCAGCUGGCUCAAAAGCGGCCGUGGGCUGCGUCGUCGUGGGUGCCGAGACAGCCUACAAUCUGCUCUUCUACAACGCCUCCAAGCAGCAUUUGUGUGCUGUACCCAUCAACGACGCGCAAGUGGCCGAGUUCAUGGGACAGGUCUUCCUGGCCAAGAUCCACGUCGAGAUCUGGGGCAGUGACAAGACCGUGACCAAGACGAACCCAAGCGCACUAAUCCAGGACGACCUGGUGUUCGUCAAGCCCGAGACGCAACAAGUGAGCAACGGAGACACCGUCGCUGUUGCAUUUAGUGCCUGGCGAGUCGUAGGCAACGCUAAUUCGGCCCCUGCCGACGUCGUGACCAAGUACGCGCCGUUCGAGAAGGCCAGUGAAGGUGAUCUACGUAAAAUUCGCCUCGGAGACGGUAGUGAACGCAUUAAAGCACUAGAAGAGGCCAUAGUGGGCAUGCGUAAAGGUGGCAAGCGGAUCGUAUUGGCCCCACCGGGCAAGACCAAUGGCCAGGACUGGUAUCUCCUGGAAGUUGAGCUGUUUAAAACCAAAACAGGCCAUAACGCCACUCCACGCAAGUCGGUACCGACUGUAACCACAUCUGAAGAAGCGCCGAAAGCUUCAACUUCCGAGAAAAAGUCAUCACGACGACGGUCAAGUCCCAGUAACAACACGUCGUCUUCCCGGUCUACUGGCACCAAAAACGAAGCCAGGAAUGGCGACCUGGUCCCGUACGAUGAAGACGCGGCAGCUAAGAACGACAUGGAGCUCAAGGAGCUGCGGUUGCUACAACGUGAACAGCAAUUGGAGCUUCAAGCGCGUGCACUGGAGCGCGAACGGAUGAGUGCCACUGGCGGUGGCUUCGGGUCUAUGGGAUUCGGACGUCCCGCGGACGCGAUGCUGUCGGAAUUGAACGCGAAAGUGGAUUAUCUCAUCCGGAUGGCCCCCGGGACGUCGAACUCGGGCUCUGGAGUCGGUGCUGGACCCAGCGACGUGGCUGCAGUUAUCCGUGGCGUCGAACGUCUAGCUAAUGAAAACGACAGACUUCUAACGCAGAUAAACUCGCAACAUCAACAGCAAUCAUCGUACGAGAAGCGAUGUGAGGAGCUACUGGAGCAAAACCAGCGUCUUCAAGAAGAGAAGCGGUCGCUCCAAGAGCGAUAUCAGUCGGCCGCGAGCUCGCAACUUAAUGCCACGUCCGAGUUGAGUGCUCUAGCGAGCGCCCGCGACGCUGCCGUGACGCAGACGAACCGACUGCAUGCUGAGUAUCAACAGCUAUUGACCGCGUACUACCAACGCCAACAACAUGGUGCUAGUAACGACGCCAAGGAGCACAAACAAGCGUUGACUUUCGAGCGUGAAGCCCGCUCUCGAGCGGAGAAGCAACUGGCCAAGGAGACACAGGCCCGUUCUUUGGCCGAACAGGAGUUGGCUCUUACGAAGAAGCAACACGAUGUGGCUCUACAAGUCAAGACGUCGGAGCUGUCCACUGCGACGGCGCAACUGGAGCAACAAGUGCGCUCGCUACAGACGCAACUGCAACAAGUAAAUGACGACCGACUGCGUCUCCAGGCGUACGCGGAGGAGCAGACGAAGCAGUUAUCAGCUCACAGUGAGACGAAGGAGAGAGACGCGAAGCAGCAGCUGGAACUGGUUGCGCAACUGCAAAGACAGAACGAGGCCUUGACUGGCCAAGUGGACGUGUCCUCGGCACGCGUUCGUGAGCUAGAGACGGCGCUGGCGUCGAGAGCGGCAGCUCCAGAGACGAACGCCGAGGUGGCGGCAGAAGAGAAACGUAUUUACGCGGAACAGAUCGAGUUGUUGCAGCAACAAGUGAAAGAUCUGGAACAGGACAAGUACGAGCAAGUGCUCGCGUCUGGCCGCUUGUCGUCUGCGGAAUGUGAGAUCUGUGCGACUGUCAAGGAGCGCGAGCAAGCGGCCGAACGGGCGCUGGCCGCUGCGGAGGCGGUCAAGCGGGAGGCGCAGGAUAUGCUGGCCGUGGCCGCACAUACUGGGGGAGGCGCAGAGGAGCGUGAACGCCUCGUGGCGCUCUUCAAAGAAGCAGUGAACGAGAUGUUCUUCCGGUUCCAAGACUUGUUUGAAGAAGAGACGGCGGUGGAUGGCAAGCAGGCACUUAAUGCUAUUCGGAAGGUCUUGAAAUCCAGUACGAAAAGUAUCAUUCAACAACUCCAGGAGCCUACGCAACAGAAUGAAACAGAGAGUGAUGGUAAUUUGAGUGAUGGUCCCCCGCUACCGCCACAAACUGUGGCAGAAGCUGCAACUGCAGAAGCUGUUGCGGACGCUGUUGCCACUGUAGAGGCUUCUGUUGAGGAUGAGAGACAUGCUGAAGAGAAGUCACCACGUGCAACUGUGGCAACUACACCGACGCUCCAUGAAGCGCAGUAUCCGUCUAGUGACGAGAGCGACAGUGAUUCGGAGCUCCGUCGAUAA
Molecule: messenger RNA, 2685 nt
Organism: Phytophthora infestans T30-4
Lineage: Eukaryota; Oomycota; Peronosporomycetes; Peronosporales; Peronosporaceae
Exons: 4
Coding region: 1-2685 (894 amino acids)
Molecular function (GO): peptidyl-prolyl cis-trans isomerase activity
Source: RefSeq, a predicted model, not a curated record